Messenger RNA from Rhipicephalus sanguineus (brown dog tick), 1044 nucleotides. RefSeq lists its product as uncharacterized. Bases 1 to 1044 code for a protein of 347 amino acids. NCBI's taxonomy places the organism in Eukaryota, Metazoa, Arthropoda, Arachnida, Ixodida, Ixodidae. The record is from RefSeq and is a predicted model, not a curated record. The transcript has 2 exons.
AUGACUACUCCCCUCAAUGAAGAGGAGGCAGCCAGUCCCAGUACUGAACAGUCUCCAAGCCAAGAAGAACCACACUGGGCCUUCUCGAGGCUCACAGUGGAACGGGCUUUGAAGCGGGUUAGGGCUCGAACGGCCACUGGUCCUGACGACAUACCAGCGCGCAUACUGAAGUGCUUGGGAGAGGACUCGAGGGAACAGCUCGCAGAGAUCCUCACAGCCAUCAUUGAAGGCGAGCCCAUCCCUAAGAAUGGCAUGAAGGCAAGGAUAGAGAGGGCCUUGCUGAACUCAAACCUCGGGUUUAGCAUGCGAUUCAGCACAACUAGUGCCAGCGAGAACUACCACCUGCCUGGUUUGGCAUUCGCAGACGAUCUGGUUGUUAUGGCAGAGAGUAACCAGGAUUUGCAGUCCCUCCUCGACAUCUGCCAGACAGAGGUUGCGAGUCUUGGACUUCGGUUCAACACUAAGAAAUCAGCGGUUGUCUGUCUGGCAGGAGGGAACACGGAUACAGCGGCGCUGACCUUGGGAGGAGAACCACUGACUGCACGCAACGACUACAGGUACCUUGGUGUUACCCUGUGUGUGGAUGCCGCAAAAUACAGUCUACACGAGACCAUGAUUCGACAGGCGGCGCUGCAGCAAGCUCAACGAAUCCUUCAUCGUCGAUGCCUCUGGGGCUGCAACCGCUUCCAAAUGAUCCGCGACUUAUGGAAAAUGGUGCACGUGCCGGGUCUGACGUUUGGAAACGCCGUUGUGUGCCUAUCACCAACGACACGGGAGUGGUUGGAGCGCCAGCAGAGAGAGGUCGGCCGUGCGGCGCUUGGUUGCCAUGGUCGAGUUGCCAACGAGGCGGUGCAGGGGGAUGUCGGCUGGUCCAGCUUUGAGGCUCGGGAAGCCACCAGCAAGAUUGCUUACCAGGGUCGUCUCAUGCUCAUGCGACGCACUCGGUGGGCGCGUCGUGUGUUCGAGUACCUGUCAGCAACCUGCAUGCGGACGGACUGGACGCGACGAAUCUACCAACUGGAAAAAAACGUAUGGCUUCUUUAA